Messenger RNA from Schistocerca serialis cubense, 3865 nucleotides. RefSeq names its product programmed cell death 6-interacting protein (gene ALiX). Bases 100 to 2838 code for a protein of 912 amino acids. NCBI's taxonomy places the organism in Eukaryota, Metazoa, Arthropoda, Insecta, Orthoptera, Acrididae. The transcript is spliced from 17 exons. Gene Ontology annotation, molecular function: protein binding. Gene Ontology annotation, cellular component: endosome. The record is from RefSeq and is a predicted model, not a curated record. Gene Ontology annotation, biological process: mitotic cytokinesis.
AUACAUAUCACCUGACACUUACUGGAAGUGGAAGGUUAGACAACAAAAGGCGGAGUCCUGGGUGGUGUGUGAAAUUGUGAUAAUUUUGUUGAUUUUACAAUGGCAGACCUCUUGGUGGUUCCUCUCAAAAAACCGUCGGAAGUGGACUUGGUGAAGCCACUGAAGAACUUGAUUUCUUCCUCUUACAAUACGUCAGAUAAAACCGAAGACUAUAAUGAAGCAAUUAACGAAUUUGCAAAACUCCGAAGUAAUGCGGUGUGGCGUGCGUUUGAAAAGUACGAAAGCUCGUUGGAAGUGAUUUACAGUUAUUAUGAUCAACUUUGUGCACUUGAAGGAAAGAUUCCUUUCCAUGAAAUCCAGGUUCCAUUCAAAUGGAAAGAUGCUUUUGAUAAGGGUACCCUGUUUGGUGGCAGAAUGAGUAUGACUGUUCCAUCAUUUGCUUUUGAGAAAAUGUGUGUGCUGUUCAACAUCGCCGCUCUUCAAAGUGCCGUUGCAGCGAGUCAGAGUGUGGAUAGUGAUGAGGGCCUCAAACUUGCAGCAAAAUUACUUCAGCAAGCAGCCGGAAUCUUCAACUACCUGAAAGCCAACGUGAUGUUGGCGAUCCAGCAGGAGCCGACGCAGGACCUCAAUCCGGAGACCCUGGGUGCACUGUCCUCGCUCAUGAUCGCCCAGGCGCAGGAGAUCUUCGUCUACAAAGCCAUCCACGAUCGCAUGAAGGACGCGGUGGUGGCGAAGCUGAGUGCGCAGUGCGAGGAGCUGUACGCCGAGGUGAUGAAGCUCUUCCAGAAGGAGCUGCUGCACGCCCUGUGGGACCGCGACUGGCUGCCGACGGUCGCCGGAAAGCAAGCUGCGUACCACGGUAUUUCGCAGUACUAUCAGAGCCUCGUCUGCAAGAGCAACAAGAGCGUCGGGGAGGAAAUCGCUCGGCUGGAGCACGCGCACGAGCUGCUGAAGGCGGCGCAGCAGCGCUCCGGGCGCCCGAGCUUCUUCCAGGACUUCGUGACCAAGGUGCAGCGCAACCUGGCCGAGGCCCGCAAGGACAACGACUUCAUCUACCACGAGCGUAUCCCCGAUCCCAAGACGCUGCCACCCGUCGGCAAGGCGGUCCUCGCCAAGCCCUCCGCCCUGCCCGACAGGCUGAGCUCCGGCUUUAAAGACUUGUUUGCCGAAUUGGUGCCCAUCGCCGUUCACCAGGCACUGGCUGCGUACGACGUCAGGAAGGCCGAAAUCGUCAACUCCGAAGUGACGAAGCUGCGGGAGUCGACACAGUUCCUCAACAGCGUCCUGGCUUCCAUGAACCUGCCGGCGGCCCUGGAGGAUGCGGAAGGCAGCGGGGGAGACGCCCUGCCGCAGUCGGUGCGGGAGAAGGCGGCGGCGGUGCGCGCGGCGGGCGGCCUGCGCCACAUCGAGGAGCUGAUCGCGGAGCUGCCCGCCCUGCUCGGCCGCAACUCCGAGGUGCUCGACGAGGCAGAGCGGAUGCUGCGCGAGGAGCAGGAGUCGGACGACCAGCUGCGGAAGCAGUUCGGCCAGCAGUGGACGCGUCUGCCGAGUGAGCGCCUCACGGAGACCUUCAAGGCGAACCUCGCAAAGUACCGCGAGAUCCUCUCCAACGCUAAGAACGCCGACAAGGUGGUACGCGACAAGUUCGAGGCGCACCGACAGUCGAUCGCCCUGCUGGGAGGUGGCGAGGCGGAGCUGAAGGCGGCCGUCCCUGCAGGCGGUGGCGGCUCCGGCGGCUCGGCUGCGACGGCCCGCCUCAGGGUCCUCAUCGAGCAGGUGGAGACGAUCAAGGCGGAGCGCGACGUGGUGGAGCAGGAGCUGCGCUCGGCGACCGUGGACAUGCGGCAGCAGUUCCUGGCCGCUCUGGCGCAGGGCGGCAUCGACGAGCCCGCCGUCUCCGUGGAGAGCCUGGGCCGCGUGUUCGGGCCGCUGCAGGCGCAGGUGCGGGACAGCCUCGCCCGCCAGGAGAAGCUGGUCGCCGAGUUGCAGGAAGCCAACGAAGAGUUCUGCAAGGAGAAGGCGGGCGGGGGCGCCGCGGCUCGCCGCGAGGAGGUGCUGAAGCAGCUGGCGGCGGCCCAUGACGCGUUCUUCGAGCUGCAGGGCAACCUGCGCGAGGGCACCAAGUUCUACAACGACCUCACGCAGCUGCUGGUAGUCUUCCAGAACAAGAUUUCAGACUACUGCUUCGCUCGCAAGACUGAGAAGGAGGAGCUGCUGAAGGACCUGACGCAGAACCCGACGCGCCAGCCGAUCGGUACGACCCCCGCCGUGCCGCAGCACUACGUAGCAGGAACCCUGACUUGGGUAAAAGACCUGGCAGUCCGUACUAAAGAGGAAACGCAGCAGCGCAUUACGCAGGCGGCCGGCUACUUGAUGGACAUUCCGAAGCAGCAGUAUGGCAAAUUCACUGAGGCAGUGGGUACCGUCAUGGGAAAGAGUGAGCCGCAGACAGGAACAGGUACUUCGGACGACAAGAAGGGGACGCCGCCCCCGCGCCCGCCGCCACCGUCGACGAGCCAGGGGGGAUCGUCCGCCCCGCCGCCGGUGACCCCUGCCGCAGGGACCGGGGCACUCCCGUACCCCGUGUACCCGCAGGGCAUGCCCGUGCCGUACGGCGCUUCCUCCGCCGCUCCGUAUCCGACGUACGUGCCGCCCCCCGGCUCGUUCAACCCUUAUGCGGCCGGUGUCGGGGGAGCUGCAGUACCGUAUCCGCAUCAACCGGGGUACGUCUACCCUUUCCCGCAGCCGCCGCCGUACCAGUCGUACCCCGGCUACCCUCAGCCACCGCAGCAACAGCAGCAGCAGCAGCAGCAGCCGCCACAGAACAGGCAGUGGUGAUGUAGUUCUGGAGCUCCGAGACUGCGCCGCGGCAUAAAAUUUACCCGUCUGUCAGUCUAUCUGCACGUAAGCCUGCAGGCCUCACCACAGCUAGUCGCACGGGAACUACGUGCGUCAAAAUUGCCAUUCGUUACGUAUUUCUACGCAUUUUGUGCUUCUGUAAACCUCCUGUACUUCCACCUCGGACGUCGCUGCCGCUCUUCGAGAGGCGGACGGAGAGGUACCGACCUUUGUCUACGUAGCCGUCUGCUGUCGUCCUUCCUCUGCGCGGCGCGCCGUGGCCGGCACUCGCGACGGCACGCGGUAUCCUGUCGCGCCGGGUCUCGUUUCCGUACGCAGCUACACCGAUCGUCGUACGUUUGUCGUCCGAGAAUAUUUGAAUGUUUGAAACUGAUCUUUUAACUUCUCGCCUGAACAGACAUUUUUAGGCAGGCCGUGUUAGAGACUCUGCUGUGCACACGACAUUCCUAGCCUCUUUUCCCCAAACGAUUUCUGUGCCUUUUUCUGUGGGCAAAAGUUGGUGAGCUCGUAUGGGGACACUUUUAAGCUAUUCCCUCCUCUUGGAAUGUGCAUAUAUUUGGUUUAAAAGACUUGCUCUAUACUCUUUCUUUUGUCACCUUUGAAUUUUAACAGGCAGUUUCAUUGUCUUAAAGUAAGGAUCUGUGCCGUACAGCUCCUGUCGGUUUUCUAAUUUCCACUGUCUGAAAAGUAGGCGGAGAGAUGUGUAGCUUUGCUUGUGGAAAUGAGCCGCCCGAGUCUAGAGGAGACUGUGGUGCUUCUCCUUCUGAGACUGUGUGUAGAAGGCUUUAGUGUACUGUGUCUCUCUUAUUUUAGUUGUUACUAUUAUAAUAAUCAAAAUGUGUUUUGUAGUGAGUUUGCUUGAUUUCUUUUUAUAUUCCCAGCAGUUGCGUUGCUGGUGUGAUGUUUAUACAGUUAAUUAUGCUGGAGAUGGUAGGUGCUGCACAGAAAACUCUUAUAUAUUUUGUAUGUUAAAAAGUUUAAUCAAUAAAGAUAUGUUGAGGAUUAA